CACAUUCAUAACGAGGCUUGGCGUUUGCUGUACGUUGUUUUGGCGUGGAUUUUGGAGAUACCUACAAAAAUCCACCAUCAUCAUGAAGCUCGUGCGGUUUUUAAUGAAGCUGAGCCAUGAAACGGUGACAAUUGAACUGAAGAAUGGGACAUUGGUACGCGGUACAAUAACAGGUGUAGACGUGAGCAUGAACACACAUUUAAAAGCUGUCAAGAUGACUGUGAGAAACAAAGAUCCAGUCCAGAUUGAUACACUCAGUAUACGUGGCAACAACAUCAGAUAUUUUAUUUUGCCAGACAGUUUACCACUAGACACACUAUUGGUUGAUGACACACCCAAGGCAAAGGCCAAGAAGAAGGAAGCAGCUGCUGGAAGAGGCAGAGCCAGAGGUCGAGGCAGAGGACGUGGACGUGGUAGGGGACGAGGCAGAGGAAGAUAGACAUAAUAUUUAUGUUUUAUAAAUUUAAUAUGUGCAAGAUUUUUUUUUUUAAGUUUUCUUGUAUAGUUGGGUGGGGGGUCGAGGGUGCUUUGACUUUGGUCUUUCGUCCCCUAUUUAAAAACAUGCUUUUGCACGGCCAGAUAUUCAAUUGAGUAGGUUUAGCAUAAAGUAAUUGUACAUUAUUUAUUCAAAUAAUGACUUAUAUUAUGUUCUACACUAAAUUUUGUUUUUCGAGAAAGUUGUCGAUGUGACAAUACGAUGAAUUGUUUUCAUCUUGACCAAAUAUUCAGUAACUUCAUAUUUAAAUAGUGUGAAGUUACAAGGGGAAACUGUAGGUGUAGUUGUCACAAGAUAAACACUGUUUCAAUACAGUGACUUGGUAAGUGUGUGUGCGCAAAGCUUCUCUCAAUUUAAACAUUCCUAAACUUGAAUAGAUUGUACCAAAGCAAUUGACAAAAUAAUUUCAAAUCUGCUGUUUGAGGAAUUUCUUGGUUUGUGUAUUUGGUACGUCUAGGCCUGCAAUACUAGUACAGGUAAGCACCUAUGUUUGAAAAAAUUACGAAAUGUAAUCUUUUUUUCUGUAAAUAUAUGAAGAAGUUUGAGCCUCAGUGAUUUUAGUUUUCAGUGGUGUCCCAAUUUUGUGUUUUCUUGUUACCAGGAAUUUUGUGUACAAUAUUAUUUCUAAGCAAUUGGCUGCACCAGUUUAUUUUCAUGCAUUCUUUAGUGAAACAAACUAUAGGUAGUCUUGUUGAUGGUUGGGGGGGUGUCGCUUUUGGAUCUUGGUAAAGGUUUUAUACAUCUUUGUGAAAGAUAAACUGCCUGUGUAAUGACUUGAUACAUAUUUUUAUGUGGAUGUUUUACAAUAAAACUACAAAGUAUAU
Messenger RNA from Saccoglossus kowalevskii, 1320 nucleotides. RefSeq names its product putative small nuclear ribonucleoprotein Sm D1. NCBI's taxonomy places the organism in Eukaryota, Metazoa, Hemichordata, Enteropneusta, Harrimaniidae. Gene Ontology annotation, molecular function: RNA binding. Gene Ontology annotation, biological process: spliceosomal snRNP assembly; RNA processing. The record is from RefSeq and is a predicted model, not a curated record.